AUGUCGGGUCUCGAUCUGGCAAAGAAGGAGGCGGCCACGCAGCAUGCUAUCGCUGAGCAUUUUGACGACACCUCCGACAACGGGGCGUUUCCGGAACGCCCCAAAUCCACGAAGAGAAUGAUGUGUUUGGGGUUUUACGUAGGUAUGUCAGGCUGGAUGUACAAUUUCGAUCUUGGCUACAGUGGCAUUGUCCUCCAGAUGAUGCCUUUCAAGGAAGCUUUCGGCUCAUAUGGUCCAGUCAAAAAGGCCAACGGCACAAUAGUAGAUGAGUAUAGCUUGACUGCGCUGCAGCAGUCACUUGUCUCCGUCGCCAUAAUCUUCAUCGGCGUUGGUGGUGCCCUUGCAGGACCUAUUGGCAAAUAUGGCGGACGUCGCGGAGCCAUUCAAGCAGCUUGUUUCCUGAUUGCUGUUGGUGCUGGAGGUAUGCUCGGAACAGCGGGCAGCUACCUCAAUUACAUGGUGUGCAAAUGCAUCCAAGGUCUUGGGCUUGGGGUAUUGCUUGCAGCCAGCCCAUUAUGGGGAGCAGAAGUCCUGCUGGCCGAGACUCGUGGUAUAUUUCUAUCUUUGUUCGGCUGGGGACUCGCCGUCGGACAAGCAAUGGCUGGUUGCGUUUGCUUGGCCACUUCGAGAUAUACCACAUAUCUGGCAUGGCAGACUCCGAUAAUUUGCCAUAUUCCACUAGCUAUUAUGUUUGGUUUGCUCACGUACGCAUUCCCUGAGUCGCCCCGAUGGCUCCUGACCAAGGGUCGAGAGGCCGAAGCACGCAAGUCUUUCGCCAUUUACUACGGAAAAGCUGUCGAUGACCCUAUAAUAAACUAUCAGAUUCUACAAACCUCUUCCCAUAUAGAGGCGGAAAGAGCAGCAAUGAAGACGGCAAGCGCACUCGAGCUGGUGCGUGGAGUCAACCUGAGACGCACGUUUGCUGCUGUUAUCGUGGUACUGGGAAUAGCUUUGACCGGUGUCCGAUUCAUCACUACCUAUUCCGUCAUUUUCUUAGCUGGUGUUGGGAUAGGCAAUCCAUAUCUUGUCACAGUCAUCAUGGCCUCCUGCGUAUGCGUUGGAGUCCUCGGCACACCAUUCUUGAUGGAGUAUCUUGGGCGACGGUUUGGUCUCCUAGCAGGCUACAGCACUCUCGGAACCUUCAUGUUAAUCAUCGCAGCAGUUGGGACGGGACUCGGGCAACAAAAUCGCGUGGCUCAGGUUGUUCUUAUAAUUUUUCUCUGUCUCUGGAACUUUGUCUAUGGGUUAACCCUCAGCGCAAGCCUCGCCACCAUAUCUGCCGAGCAGCAUUCUAUUCGUCUGAGAACCAACGGGCAAGCAUUCACAAUUGUCAUCUACGAGGUCUUCGCUUUUGGGCUUUCAUUUAGUGUUCCAUACAUGAUCGGCGCCAAGUACGGCAACAUGGGCCUAAACAUUGGAUAUUUCUUUUUUGGGAUAUCUGCCCUUGUUUGGCUUGGCUGCUACUUUUUCGUGCCGGAGACCGGUCGUCUUACAUUAGAGCAAAUCGAUGAUAUGUACACAAGUGGUAAGCCGGCUUGGAAAACCUCACUGAAGGAGAACAAGCGGAUUGCGGCGGCGUCAGGUGGCGUAUAA
Molecule: messenger RNA, 1593 nt
Organism: Exophiala aquamarina CBS 119918
Lineage: Eukaryota; Fungi; Ascomycota; Eurotiomycetes; Chaetothyriales; Herpotrichiellaceae
Exons: 3
Coding region: 1-1593 (530 amino acids)
Biological process (GO): transmembrane transport; carbohydrate transport
Cellular component (GO): membrane
Molecular function (GO): carbohydrate:proton symporter activity
Source: RefSeq, a predicted model, not a curated record